Messenger RNA from Dracunculus medinensis (Guinea worm), 984 nucleotides. NCBI's taxonomy places the organism in Eukaryota, Metazoa, Nematoda, Chromadorea, Rhabditida, Dracunculidae. The record is from the annotation of a GenBank genome assembly.
AUGGCCGACGUGGUCGGCUUUCGUAAAUGGCAGCUACAUCCGGGUAGAAAUCAAUUUUGCUGUAAUGGUCGUAUUAUUAUGGCUCGACAAAGUUCUAUAUUUAUUAUUACAAUUUUUCUUAUUUUAUCAACAAUGACGCUUUUUUUUAUAUUUGACGCGCCUUUUUUAUCUAUGCGUGUUUCGCCAGCUUUACCUAUUAUUGCAGCGGUGCUUUUGUUGUUAGUAUUUGUAAAUCUCUUUAAAGCAUCAUUUUCUGAUCCAGGUAUUCUUCCUAAAGCAACAAAUAUGGAAGCAGUGGAGCUCGAUCGUCAAAAUGUUUCUGAAAGGAAUACAUCUGAUACAAUUCGGUUGCCACCACGAACAAAAACUAUUUUAAUUAAUGGUCAAAAUAUCAAAGUCAAAUAUUGUUUUUCAUGUCGUCUGUUUCGUCCUCCUAGAUCCUCUCACUGCUCUGUUUGCGAUAAUUGCAUUCUUAAUUUUGAUCAUCACUGCCCUUGGGUUGGUAAUUGUGUGGGGCAGCGUAAUUAUCGACAUUUUUAUUUCUUUAUUGUUCUGCUUACAGUACUUACAUUAUUUAUAUUUUGUUGUGAAUGUAUUCAUCUAACAAUGUUAUCGAAAUCUGAUAAAGCGUUUUUGGGUGCUGUGAAAAAUAGUCCAACCACUUUGUUGGUGGCGCUAAUUUGCUUCUUUUCUAUUUGGUCCAUUUUUGGACUUUCUGGUUUUCAUACUUAUCUUUUGGCGACAAAUCAAACAACCAAUGAAGAUAUAAAAGAAACGUUCAGUUCAAAGCGUAGACCUCGAAUAAAAAAUCCUUAUGCAAAAAAGACUAUUUUUCAUAACUGUUGCUAUGCUCUUUGCGGUCCCGAACCACCCAGGUUUGAUUAUAUUUAUUUGAUUUUAGAGUUAUUUAAAUUCAAUGAAAAAAACUUCAAUGUGCAAAACUAUUUUCAUAAAAUCCUUGGAUUUUAUUGGAUUUGUACAUAG